Dioscorea cayenensis subsp. rotundata (Guinea yam) is the source of this 1541-nucleotide messenger RNA. RefSeq names its product protein FEZ. The coding region runs from base 190 to 1296 and encodes 368 amino acids. NCBI's taxonomy places the organism in Eukaryota, Viridiplantae, Streptophyta, Magnoliopsida, Dioscoreales, Dioscoreaceae. Gene Ontology annotation, molecular function: DNA binding. The transcript has 3 exons. Gene Ontology annotation, biological process: regulation of DNA-templated transcription. The record is from RefSeq and is a predicted model, not a curated record.
UCAUUUCCCGCAAUAUUAGCCGGAGAUUUUUGAAGAAAUUAAACUAGCAAAGAGAUCAUAUUUCAUUGAAUUUAAUGCAUAUAUAGAAGCUCUCAUCUUCUUUACUCUCUAGUUCAUGUUCUUGUUUUCCAUUCUUUGUUAUCUAUAUAUAUAUAUAUAUAUAUUUUAGAGCUUCAUAUAAGAUCAUAGAUGAUGGAAGAGAGGAGUGAGAUGGAUAAGGUUGAUGAAGUGAUGCUACCAGGGUUUAGGUUUCAUCCAACAGAUGAAGAGCUUGUAGGGUUUUAUCUCAAGAGAAAGAUUCAACAAAAACCUCUCUCCAUUGAGCUUAUCAGGCAGCUUGACAUCUACAAAUAUGAUCCAUGGGAUCUUCCAAAGAUGGCGACGACCGGCGAAAAAGAAUGGUAUUUUUACUGUCCAAGAGAUCGAAAAUACAGAAAUAGCGCAAGACCGAACCGAGUCACCGGAGCUGGAUUUUGGAAAGCCACAGGCACAGACAGACCUAUUUAUUCAUCUGAAGGAACCAAAUGCAUUGGCCUUAAAAAAUCUCUUGUUUUCUACAAAGGUAGAGCUGCCAAAGGUAUCAAAACUGAUUGGAUGAUGCAUGAGUUUCGCCUUCCUUCGCUCUCCGAUUCCUCUCUUCCGAAGAGACCUCUCGACAAAAACAUCCCUCCAAAUGAUUCAUGGGCAAUAUGUAGGAUAUUCAAGAAAACAAACACAAUGGCCCAAAGAGCAUUAUCACACUCAUGGGUAUCACAAUCACAAGAGAGCAGUAUUACAACAGCUUCAGAUUUAUACUCAGUUGCAGCACUUCAACAUCCUAAUGCAUUUGAUCAAAAUGGGGGUUUUCAGCAGCAAAACAGUAUUAACUCAUUGGAUGUGACCAGCUUCACAGCCAUCAAUCUUUUGGCUCCACUCUCUAGUAAUAUUUCUACUGCUUCUGCUGCAACUGAAGUUAUACCUUCCAAUCUUAUAUUUUCACCUUCUGAGCUUUCACUGCCAUUACCAUCCAUGCUCAUGAGUUUGCCACCUUCAAGCAUAGACUUUGGACAACAAGCACAGGUUGAUUUGGCUGUUGAGAUGAGUGGGAAUAUAAUUAAUCAGAGUAAUGGAGAAGAUGAUUUGGGCAUGAGAAAGAGUUCAAACUUGCAGUGGUUUCCCUUCAGUUUGGCACCAGGUCUUUGUGAAGAUGAGUGGAAGCAAGUUCAGUUGCCAUGGGAGUCUAGUACUACUGCUGCUUCUACUACAUGUCCUAGUGAACUCUCCACAAAUUACUCUACAAACAAAUGUUAUACUUGAUGGCAUGUGAUGAUGAUGCUGAUGAUGAUGAUGAUGAUAAUGAUGAUGGGUCUAAUUAGUUUUAGCAUGCAUAUAUACUGAGCUUAGUGUUGCUGUUGGCUUGCAUGCAUGCAUGGAGAGUGUUUAAUUAGGGUUUAUUUGUUGUAUUCAAGGGAUGUAUAUGUUUGAUAAGUCUUUUGAGUUUUUUUUGUGUCCAUGUAAUGGUUGCUAGCUGGCUGCUUGUUAACAGUAAAGCUAACAGAAUG